CGAAUGGAGAAAAUGCUACACUAGAUUAUCUCCAAUCGUAUUUCUAAAACUCAUGUAGUUGUAGAGUCUGAUGUUGAGACGUCAUGCCCCUUCGACCACUUCUAGAGCCACCCUAACAAUUAGUCAUAUUAUUAAAAUAAACUUUUACCUAUAAAUGCAUCCAUGCCUUCUUCUUCAGUUCGCAGACUCACAAUGGCAGCAAUAUCCAACUCCUUGCCACUGAAGCAGGGUCUCUCUGUCGGGCGUCCCCAAUCAACCUUUCUCACUCGCACUCGUGCUCGUCCUCCUUCAACUUCUCUCGCAUUCAGAAACUUCCAAAGAUGUUACGCCGCUUUCGCAAAUGAGAAUCGCGAGUUCGUUAUUGUUGGCGGUGGAAAUUCCGCGGGUUAUGCUGCGCGCACUUUCGUCGAGCACGGCAUGGCUGAUGGUCGCCUUUGUAUUGUGACCAAAGAGCCAUAUGCACCCUACGAGCGUCCCGCUCUGACGAAGGCCUACUUGUUCCCGCCGGAUAAGAAACCAGCGCGUCUUCCCGGUUUUCACACUUGUGUUGGAUCUGGUGGUGAAAGGCAGACUCCGGAGUGGUACGAAGAGAAUGGGAUUGAGAUGUUGUAUAAAGAUCCAGUAAAAGAUAUUGAUAUUGAAAAGUAUACUUUGACAACAGAGUCUGGAAAACUUGUGAAGUAUGGUUCACUUAUUAUUGCUACAGGAUGUACGGCAUCAAGGUUUCCUGAGAAAAUUGGGGGAAACCUACUUGGUGUUCACUAUAUCCGGGAUGUUGCAGAUGCUAAUGCACUGAUUUUGUCAUUGGAAAAAGCAAAAAAGGUUGUAGUUGUUGGAGGUGGUUACAUAGGAAUGGAGGUUGCUGCUGCAACUGUUGGUUGGAAACUUGAUACAACAAUCAUAUUUCCUGAAGACCACCUUUUACAAAGACUGUUCACUCCUACUCUUGCCCAGAGGUAUGAAGAACUAUAUCAAAAGAAUGGAGUCAAAAUUUUGAAGGGUGCCUCAAUACAAAAUUUGGAAGCUGGUUCUAAUGGACAUGUAGCUGCUGUGAAACUUAGGGAUGGAUCUAUUGUGGAAGCAGAUACGGUGAUAAUAGGCAUUGGGGCCAAACCUGCUGUGAGUCCCUUUGAGAGGGUGGGUCUGAAUACGGAUGUUGGUGGUAUACAGGUUGAUGGUCUUUUCCGGACAAACAUUCCUGGAAUCUUUGCAAUUGGUGACGUAGCAGCUUUCCCUUUAAAGAUCUAUAAUCGUAUUGCACGAGUGGAACAUGUAGAUCAUGCUCGUCGCUCAGCACAGCACUGUGUGAAAGCAUUACUCACUGCACAGACUCACACGUAUGAUUAUCUUCCAUACUUCUACUCACGGGUUUUUGAAUAUGAAGGGAGCCCUAGGAAAGUAUGGUGGCAAUUCUUUGGAGACAAUGUUGGAGAAACAGUUGAAAUUGGAAAUUUUGAUCCUAAAAUAGUUAUCUUCUGGAUUGAAUCUGGUAAGCUGAAAGGAGUUCUUCUAGAAAGUGGGAGCCCUGAGGUACUGAUCAGUUGCUGCCGUAUUUCAACAAUUCACAAUGUAGUAGAUAUUAGAAUUAGAUAUGUACAUAUGCAGUUGUUUGCCAAAAGAUGGUGGCAUGUUUAUGGAAAAGUGGAAUUUCAGCUCCUGCCUAAACUAGCCAGAAGUCAGCCUUUGAUUGAUAAAGCCAAACUUCAAAAUGCAACUUCAGUGGAGGAGGCCCUAGACAUUGCUCGGGGAUCCUUGCAAGUUGAAGCUGCUGUCUAGUACGGAACUUGGUAACAUCAUCUUGUAAUUUAUCUUCUUUUACGGCUAGAUUAUCAGUGACUAUCUGUCAUCAUCUGCGUAGGGUUUACCCCUUAAAAGAGAGAAUAAUUUUUAUGAUAGUUCUCAUCUCAUCUUGGUCACAUGGCAUUCUAAAUGGGGAUCAACUUGAAUGUCUAAUUUGGAUUUGAUCUAGCGCCGUUCGGCGUCUAUGAAAUCUUUUAUUAGUUUAAUAUACCCUUUACUUU
Molecule: messenger RNA, 2021 nt
Organism: Abrus precatorius (Indian licorice)
Lineage: Eukaryota; Viridiplantae; Streptophyta; Magnoliopsida; Fabales; Fabaceae
Product: monodehydroascorbate reductase, chloroplastic/mitochondrial
Exons: 17
Coding region: 163-1776 (537 amino acids)
Cellular component (GO): cytoplasm
Molecular function (GO): flavin adenine dinucleotide binding; oxidoreductase activity, acting on NAD(P)H
Source: RefSeq, a predicted model, not a curated record